Molecule: messenger RNA, 8033 nt
Organism: Cryptotermes secundus
Lineage: Eukaryota; Metazoa; Arthropoda; Insecta; Blattodea; Kalotermitidae
Gene: Cad99C
Product: cadherin-99C
Exons: 25
Coding region: 728-4858 (1376 amino acids)
Biological process (GO): cell-cell junction assembly; cell morphogenesis; calcium-dependent cell-cell adhesion
Cellular component (GO): plasma membrane; adherens junction; catenin complex
Molecular function (GO): calcium ion binding; cadherin binding
Source: RefSeq, a predicted model, not a curated record
AUAUGUUAGCGAGGCUCACGCUAACACAGUCAGCCACACAGGAUCUACGUAUGACCAAUUCCAAGUUCGGAUCUUUCAUUGGUUGUAUUUCGCUCUUCCCUUCUGUGAACACACAGAACGGAACUGACCAGUUGGAAAAAUGUACUUCAACUGUGUACACCAGCAGAUAAUAACAUGCGUGGAAAAGUGUGUGAUUUCAAGAAAAGGUCGUCAUUGAAGCGUGUUCACUUAAAUCGACAGAUGCAGAAACAAAAGUGAAGUAAAAAACUCGUGAAUUAUAUUCUGUGUAACGCUUUCUGUUGUAUACUCGAACGUUUCUGCUGAGAGCAAUUUACUACGUCAAAUGUGUUGUCGAUUUUUUGUGACGUAAUUGUGGUCGUGAUUUUAAUUCUUAUUUGCAUUGUUCUAUUCCUAACCGUGUGGCAGUUAUACAUCUGUGAUUACGGGAAAGUCUGGUGGCGAGUGUAGUUUAUAAUAUUUGAUGAAAUACUUAACAAUUGUAUGGAAAUUUAGGCGUGCACGAAUCUCACAAGAAUGAAACGUGAAGAGACUUGUGGCACAAAGCUGAGUCCUAAGGUCAUACAUGAAGUGAAAUAGAUUGUAUAUCAUAAAUUAAAUUGACUAUUGUCGUUGAACGAAGAGAUUUACAAACUACCAAAUGAGAUCAGUUGCCUGAUAUUACCCUUUGUGGUGCUCGAGUGUUGCUUUCUUCAGUGUGAGAUGUGAGAUGUGGGACUACUUAUGUACUGUACUGUACAUGGAGAAGCAGACUACGAUGGGCAUUCUGAUUGUAUCUCUGGUUAUUCUCCUCGGCAGCGUCAUGAGAGCUGUACCAGUUUCAUCUGAGAAUGCUGAUCGGGCCAGGAAUGUAUCAGAACGAUUCUCAACAACUACCACACUAACAGUGAAUGUCCGUGAUGAUGACGAUCAGAACCCAUCCUUCAUUUACCAAGGCUGCAUGCUACAUGAAGGCUCUUGCAUCAACCCAGAAUAUUCAACAUCAGUAUCAAGUGGAAAACUGGCUGGAAUUCUCAACAUUUAUCCAGAGAAGAUUCAAGCAGUUGACAUGGACUCCAUCAAUGCACCAAUUAAGUACAGCUUUCUAAGCGGCACACCAUCUUCCUAUAAAGAUUAUUUUGAGAUUGAUGAACAGACAGGAGCUGUGAGGCAGAAAAGAGCAGUUGAUACAAGUAUCACAAAGAAGUUUGAAAUCAUUGUGAAGGCUGAAGAAGUGAGCGAGCAGAAAAGGUCUGCAACUGCCAAAUUGUUCAUCACUGUAAAACCUGUAGAUAGCAACCCUCCUGUGAUUAAUGCAUCAGCCACUGAAGGUUUUGCUGAUGAGAAUGCUCCAGUUGGAACAAAAGUGGUUGAUAAAAAUGGAAAUCCAAUCAGGUUGGCAGUAACUGAUGAGGACCUGGGGCCAGAAGAUCCAAAGCCAUCCUAUUCAUUUGAAAUGACAACUUCUUUCUUCACAAUUGAUAACAAUGGUUAUCUCACAGUUAAUGUAGAAAAUCUUGACAGAGAUCCACCUAGUCCAGGGACAUUCAGAUUCCAGAUUGUUGCCAGAGAGAAGACGGGAAGUGCUGCCAGUGCUCCUCUCUCUAUGUCAGUCUCCCUCAACGAUGUAAAUGACAAUGCACCAAAAUUACCCAUGAUACCACCCUUAACAAUACAAGCAGGAGAGAAUAAGCAGUCUGUGACCAAGGUUGAGGCUACUGAUGCUGAUUUAGGUGCCAAUGCAGAGAUAACUUACAGUAUUUACCAUGUUUCAAACAAUGGUAGACAGAAAUUUAAAAUAGAUCGCAAAACUGGUCUCAUUGAAACAACUGGAAAAUUAAAUGCUGGAGAACAAUACAGCAUAACAGUUCAGGCUACUGACACAGGAGGAAAAUAUUCUCAGACAAUCGUGGAAGUGACAGUAGUACCUGGUCCUAAUACUAGAGGUCCCAUAUUUGAGAAUCCAGUGUAUGAAGUACAAGUUAGUGAAGGAGCAUCCAUCAAUUCAACAGUAACAACUGUCAAUGCUGUAGAUCCAGAAAAUGACCCUGUUACAUAUUCAAUUCUCUCUGGAAAUGAUCUCAGGCAAUUUGCAAUUGGUGAUAAAUCAGGUAUUAUUACCAUCAUCAGGAAAUUGGACCGAGAAGAUCUGACAAGAUACCAGUUGGUAAUAAAAGCAGAAGAUACUGGUGGUUUGUCCAGUACUGCAACAGUUAAUGUCAAAGUAACAGAUAUUAACGACAAGAAUCCAGAAUUCACAGAUCUUCCAUAUGUGUUUCGAGUCUAUGAAGGUGAAGCUAACAAGAAGGUUGGCAGUGUGCAUGCUGUAGAUGCUGAUGAAGGACAGAAUGCAGUCAUAUAUUACUCAGUUCCUGCUGACAUUCCAUUUAGCAUUGAUGCCAUGACUGGUGAAAUACGGACUAAAAUGGCUCUUGACUAUGAAAAACAGAGGGAAUACAGGUUUGUGGUAACAGCUAAAGAUGGAGCUUCUGAUCCCCGUAUUGCAACUGCCACUGUAACUGUUGAAGUUGUUGAUGUGGAUGAUGAGUUGCCAAUUUUUCACCUGACAAGUUAUGAAGCCCAAGUUCCUGAGAAUAUGCCAGAUUACAUGGUGACACAAGUUAAGGCUGAUGAUCCAGAUACAAAUCAAAAGAUAACAUAUAUCAUCAAACAGGGAUCUACAGAGUUAUUUUCUAUUGAUCCCAAAACUGGUAUCAUAAUUACUACUAGGGGCCUAGAUUAUGAGAAAGAGAGUCAAUAUAUUUUGGUGGUGGGGACCUUGGAGAAUCCAGGGACAGGGCCUGGAGCAACAACAAGGGUCAUCGUUAAUGUCUUGGAUCGUAAUGACAUUCCUCCUGUGUUUACCGCUGUGCCUCGUCCAGUAACACUGAAUGAUGAUGUGCCUAUUGGAACAACUGUUACUACAUUGAUAGCAACUGAUUCUGAUGGUACAUCUCCUGGGAAUAAGGUACGUUAUGAACUUGUUGGUCGAGGAAAGGCCCAGAAGUAUUUUCAAAUUGAUUCUGACACCGGUGUUAUUCAAGUAAGAGACGAUCUUCGGAAAGAAACAAGCACAGAAUAUGAGAUUGCUGUUAAGGCUUAUGACCUGGGAGAACCGCAACUAUCAUCUGUCACUUCAGUUCAUGUAUAUGUGCGACAUGUAGCUACAGUUCCACCAGAUCAAGGAAUUGGUUUUGCAGAUAAUUUUUAUACUGUAGAAGUGCCAGAAAACGCAACCACUGACACACUCAUCAAAACGCUGACCAUUAUAAACAACAGAGCUCAUCAAGAUAUCAUUCCAUUGAAAUGUGACAUCAUUCAGGGAAAUGAAGAAGGCUUAUUUUAUACUAGUAUCACAGAAGAUCGUAACUGUGACCUAAGAUUGAAAGUGGCAAACCUUGAUCAUGAGAAGAAGAGUGAAUAUCAGCUUCAGAUGAAACUGGAUACAUUAUCAGGCCUUGUCAAUCCAUCAAGGAGCAUUGCAACAGUUAAAGUCAAUGUUGUGGAUGUGAAUGACAACAGACCACAUUUCAUCUUCCCCAAUGCAAAAUUUAAUGGAAAAUAUUUUGGUGCAUUACCAGUGGAUUCACAGAUUGGAACUAUUGUGCUUCAAGUGAAGGCUGAAGAUGCUGACAGUGGUAAAUAUAGCCAGUUAUCAUACCAUAUUGUGCCAAACAGCAGUUACUUUAAAAUCGAUGAAACCUCAGGCAUUAUCACAACAACAAAUACUUUCAGCAAUGUGGAUCUUAACCAGCUUCCUUUCAAAUUUAACGUUGCAGUCAGGGAUAAUCCAGAUUCUUCUUAUGACUCAUUCACUGUAGAGGCACCAGUUGUGAUCAACUUGAUAUCUGAUCAAAAUCGUUUGAUACUAGUCAUAGAUGAUGCCAAGCCAAAAACCAUUCAGCAUGAGACAAAUGGAUUAGUUGACAUCAUGGAGGAUAAUACAAAUUUAGUUAUUGGUAUUGAGAAAGUUGCAGUUAAGCAAUAUCUUGGAGACAAUGGUACUAUUGAACAGGAUAAUUCUGGAACAGAUGUUUGGUUCUAUGCGAUUGAUCCAGAUACAGACAAAAUCCUUGACAGGAACUCAACAAGGAUCCAGAGGUCUAUUCUAAGUAAGGAAGCUGUCUCCAGAAUCACAGUUGAUGUGACAGGGAAUCUCCACGCUACUGCCUCAAGCAUUCACCCACCUUUAACAGUGCCAAAAAUAAUUACAGCUAUUGCUGUUUCAUGGGAGGUUUUCCCAUAUGCACUCAUAGUCAUUGCUUGUAUCAUUCUUGUGCUAGGCAUAGUGGGUAUUAUCUACAUCUGCAUAUCAUGGUCAAGAUACAAGGCCUACAAAGAAAGAAUGCAACGGAUGUAUGUCGUUCCUCGUUAUGAUCCUGUCUUUGUUGAGCCUAAUCUCAAAGAAUAUGAAACACAAGUUCUUCAAAUGAGUGUACCACUUGAUGACAGUGACAGCUACAAUGACUUGCAGCUGGAUUUUAGUGGUAAAAACCAUGCUUUUAGCUUAGAUAAUGUCAGCUACAUUACUAAGGAGAAUGGUGACAGUAUAGGACAGCAGAGCCCAGUAAGUUCUGAUGCAGCAACAACUGCUCGAGCUUCCAGCAUUGUGGGUGGAGUUGACAUGGGUCGUGGUCACUCAAGAGGUGAAAGUGACCAUAAUAAUCUUAUGGGACAUGAUCCACCACUCAUGCCUGUCACAAAUCCUAUGUAUCAAAGGUCUUCAGAAGAAGAUAUUGGUCAUAUGAAUGCAAGUGCCACCAAUGAAAAUGUAACAUUCAGAGAGAAGAGGGACUACUCUCACCUUGGAUUCACUUACUUGGGUGACAGGUCUCCUGUGGAAACAACCACUGAACUCUAAUAUUCAAGCUAUAUCUUUACUGUUGAAUGUGGACUACAAAAUACAACAGUGGUGUAUGUGGCAUUAUGACUGUAAUUGGUUAAUUAUACAAAAUGAAACCUCAGGCUUCUAAUUGUACAGCAGUGUUUCAGGUACAAGGCGUUUCAGAGAUAGUAGCAGGAAAUUUUAGACGUAGGUUUCCCAACACAUACAUUUAAAAAAUUAAACUUCAGUGAACAAAUAAACUAUUAAUGAUGCAGAGUUUUGGUUAUCACAAGAAUGUAGCAAAAUAGGUUUACAGUCUGUCUGAACUUAUCAGAAAUAGAUGUCUCAUUUGCCUUCCCAGAAAUCUGAAGCUCUCAUAAAUUGUUUUUAAAAUUUGUAUAACUCUGAACGUCUACCAUUUACACAUAGUCACAUUCGAAGAUUGAAAUAAAGAGUUAUAAUCUUAAUUUACAAUCAAUCAAAUAUUUUUUCUAUGAAAAACUAUAUGUGCAAUUGUGAUACUGCUGUCUCUUGGCAGUAAGCUCAAAUACUCAAUGAAACAAUGUACUUAUUAACUAUGGUUAAAUAAGUUGUUGUUCUUUACUGUGGUGUGUCUACUUUUUUGAUAUUCACAAAGAACUUUUGCCUUUUCUGUGGAUUUUAUGAGACGUGAACAAUGUAACACAAUCAGUGAUGAUAUUGUUAGUUGUACAUGUUCUUGUGAUUUCAGUAUGUUGCAGAUAUACUGAAAUGAUUACAAUGAAUGUUGGUAGCCAGAUCACCAUAGAAAUAUUAAUAUUGUAUGACAACUGAUUCUUAUUGCUAAAGCAGAAGUGUUAUGCGUAGGUACAUAUUUUCUGUGAAGUUCAGUAACUAUCACAUAAUCUGAAUUGUUGAAGAAUAAUGUGAAUUUUCUAAGUAUUUAAUAUGUUAACAAAUUUAUAAUAUUAAAAUAGUAAAUCUCCUUUUUUAAAUUAGACAAUAUAUUAUUUUAUUACAUAUGAAAUAAAUUCUAUCAUUACUGUCAGUAGCUAAGUAAAAUUAUAAUAGUGACAGAAGUGACAGAAGAGUGAAUCAUUAAGUUUUUGGUCAAUUCUAGGCACUUUUGUGAAAUAACUAAAUUUUAUCGGUCAUGCACUAUAUAUGAUACAUGAACUGGCUAUGUGUGUUCUGGGACGUAUUUCUAACAGGCUUUACUCAUGUACUAAAUAACGUCCAGUAUUUACAUGAUGAGAAAUGCAAAGAAGAGUAUGAAGUUUGGCUAUAAAUUUGCACCAUCGUAGAAAUGUCCCAUUUUGAACCGUUUUUUUCUAAGUCUUCCCACUAUAUGCAAAGAAAAUAAAAACUAAAUGCAUUGCAGUCAGUGAGGUGAGAAGCAGUGCUAGAAAUAUUGUGAUUAAGGCAAGAUUUCACUGAAGUCUAGUAGCUAACUUCUGGCUAAGUGCUAAAAUCCAUGAAUAGCUUGUAGUCGUGAGUGGUGUUUUGAUUUUGUAUGCAUGCUGUCACAAACUGGAAUGAUUUAAAUGUGUCUGGCAUGCCUGUAAGGAGCAAGAAAUUUAUAAAGUAUUCAGCAUCAUGCUUGUAGAUCUUUUUAUGCAGGUGCUGGUUGUGCCAACAAAUCUACAUAUUUAAAUCUAAGAAUAGAGAAAUUGCAUAACCAUAGCAUAUGUAUGUUUCAGGGCUUGAUUUUUUUAAAGGAAUGAAAAAUAUGGACUUCAAUCCCAUUUCCCAAAAAAUAUAAUAGUAUAUCAAAUAGAAAAGUUUUUUUUUGGCUUAACAUUCGUUUUAAGAUUGUGUUGAUUUUAAAGGAAGUGCAAGUGCCACACCAUUCCUUUUGAUAUUAAGCCCUUUGUUAGAUUUAAGUAUAAGAAUAUGCACUGAGCACAGUGAGAAUAAAUCAAGGACAAAAAGACAACACAACGAAGCUUAAUACCAGUAGAUCACAAAUUUUAAGUUUUAUUACAAUGAAAAUAUACACAUAAUAUAUAGAAAAAUGUGAUUACUUUCAGUGGAGUCUUCUUCUUCAAUAUUCAGGUGAAAAGUACACUUUGAUUUGUUUUAUUUUAUGAAGAGAAGGAUUUAUUUAAUAUUGGAAACCAUAUGACUGAAGUAAAUUCUGUAUCUACUCUUAAACUAAACUUUUAUGUGUUUUUCCAUAUUUUUCUUUACACUUCGUGGUUGGAGCGAAUUUACAACUAAUCCAUUGAGCGAGCCCUAGCUUUAGAAAUUAAAUUCUAAAUACAGGUAGGUAUCAAAAAACAUUAAUUUACAUAAUUUUCAAAUGCCCCUAUUAAAGUUAUUUUAAUUGGGAACGUUUGAGCUACUUGUGAGACACAUAUAAAGGGUAAAAUUUAAGCAUAUAGUAAAUACAGUUAGUGCCUUACAUGUUAUUGUCAGGUCUCCCUUUCAUAUGUAACUGGUAUAAUCCAGUAGUUGAAAAAAAAUCUGUCUUGCUGUUCUCUUUGUAAUUUUGUUUUAUUUUUAAAUUAAGGUUUUUAUAGUUCAUUUAAUAUUCUGAAUUUAGUGGAGUAGUUACAGAUUUGUGUAUAUAUGUUAAUACUGAGUAAAUAGUAAAGAAACGCAGUCAUAUAAAACAGUUCAGGUAUAGGUCAUUCAUUCAUGUUUUAAGGAAGAUGUGUUUCAAGUUAAAUUAUGCAGUUUUUAAUUCCAUGAUCAAACUCAUCUUUUAUCAUGACAUAUAUCUGUCACCAUCUGCAUUAAGAUAAUUAUACCUAUACACUGAAAUUCUUUUCAGGCAAAAAUUCAGUACUUUAUUUUUCAAGAUUUUAAUUUUGAUUACUCUUGAUAAAAGAGAAAAACAGUGGUAUUUUCUUGGUUAUCUGUAUAUAUUUGUCAUAUAAGAAUGCCAAACAAAUUUUUAAAAAGUCAAUUAUGUGACGUUAUGUUGAAGAUUUUAGAGUGUACAAAUCAUUAUUUGUAAUGUAGUGUACAUAUAAGGAUGAACACUCAUAAAUUUUGUGUUUCAUAUAUCUCAAAGCAGAAUCAAUCUUCAUGCAUAAUUAUGUUAUUGUAUGUGAAAAGAGUGUAGUGAAUUGUUUAUUUUGUAUGCUGAAAAUACUGUGUAAUUAAUGUCAUUGUUACUAUUAGAGGACUCUGAAAUGAAUAAAUGUGAUUCUUAUUUCAUUAGGCAUCAGUGAUCUGUGUACUAAUGUAUAACAUCGUUUUAUUAAAAUUAAAUUAUUGACUGCUA